Molecule: messenger RNA, 3113 nt
Organism: Rhea pennata
Lineage: Eukaryota; Metazoa; Chordata; Aves; Rheiformes; Rheidae
Gene: TAFA5
Product: TAFA chemokine like family member 5
Exons: 4
Coding region: 133-510 (125 amino acids)
Biological process (GO): G protein-coupled receptor signaling pathway
Molecular function (GO): receptor ligand activity; G protein-coupled receptor binding
Source: RefSeq, a predicted model, not a curated record
UCGCCCGCCCUGCUCCGGAGUGUGGUCCCUGCCGGGGAGCCGCCGCGCCGGGCGCACGGAGGGAAGCGUUGAUGCAUCGCUGUGGAAAUUCAUUGUGUGACUUUCUGGGUAUUUACUGAGUUUCAGACCGAGAUGCAGCUCUUGAAAGCUUUAUGGGCACUAGCAGGAGCAGCGAUCUGCUGUUUUCUUAUAUUUGUCAUCCACUCACAGUUUCUUAAAGAAGGUCAACUGGCUGCAGGUACGUGUGAGAUUGUUACUUUGGACAGAGAUAGCAGUCAGCCCCGAAGGACUAUAGCCCGACAAACGGCUCGCUGUGCGUGUAAAAAAGGACAGAUUGCCGGUACAACGAGAGCGAGGCCAGCCUGUGUCGAUGCAAGAAUUAUCAAAACAAAACAGUGGUGUGAAAUGCUUCCAUGUUUAGAAGGAGAAGGCUGUGAUUUGCUAAUCAAUAAAUCAGGCUGGACCUGCACACAACCAGGGGGACGGAUAAAGACAACCACGGUCUCCUGACAAAUGCAGCAACACAGAAUCCUCGUAGGAGUGGUUUAGGCUCUGUGUGAGCUACUUAACUUAGUCAAGUUUCACUGCUGUGGAUCAUCAUCCGUUAUAUGUCAUCAACUCAACUGUCUGUUUCUCUGUAUCUCAUUAAAGACAGCAUAAUUCCUCUACAUUAUGAGCUAAAGUUCGUUCUACCAUACUAAGGAUCACUGGACUAAGGAAUAUAGAUAAAAGAUACGCUUGGGCAUUAGCAAUACAAAAAAGUUCAUGGUUAACGUUUCAUCUGCGUUACACACCACUGCUGGACUUGAUGUUACCUACUUGUUUUAAUCUGAAGAGUCUGCUACAAUGAAGAGCAUCAUCCCAAUCAGCCUUAGAGAAGACUGUUUUGCCUAUGGGAGGACACUGAGGUGCAAAAGAGAAACUCUUCUUGUGCCCUAAACUGUCUGAAUUGCUUUUAUUUUCUUAUACUUUCAGUAUAUACAAUAGACCAAAGAGCAAAAUCUAUUUUAAAGUGGACACAAUCUUACUGUUAACAGUGAUGUCGUUAAAUUGUAGGGGGUCUCCACAAAGAGACAUGAUUCCAGCUUUCACAAAGCUGAGUUGUUGUCCAGCAGAACUCUUUCUGGAAAGCUGCAGUAAAAACUACCCCAGAGACCUGCUCUUGAAAUGCCGCGUUCUAGAGAACAUAACGGAGCAUCGAGGGAAAACGACCAAUGUUUGAAAAACUUAGACGAAAAGGACACAAACUGUCUACACAGCACCUUUAUUCCUCUGUACUUAGAUUGACUUUCUCAUACUAAAAUCAUUUUCAGUUUUAACCAGUUAAACAUGCCUCUUCUACAGUUCCAUUUUUGAUAGUUAAAGUUGGAUAAUACAGUAUUUGCAAAGAGCAUGUUUGGUCAUCUGUGGCCUAUGUCUCAUCUGAUACACCAUUUAGCACCAGAAAGCAAAUUAAAGAGAAAAAAAAAAGUAACACUUGUUUGAAAGAGAUCAUUAAAUGUAUUUUGAAAAGCCUAAAGUUAUAUAUUUAACAGUUUUUAUAUGUUGUAUAUUUGUAGAAAAUCCUAUUUAACAAUUAACGUGAUAACUCUGACAGUCAUGACAAGUGGUUCAGAGUUAAGUUGUGUUUUAUUACUUCAGUUGUCUCUGAAGUGACUGGUGACGUUUGCUUUCUUCCAUUGGGACAUUCUGGAUGUAAAGCAUGACCAGAGAGGACUGUGUAGAAAAAGCAAAGAAUAAUGUUGUUUAUAUUACAUAAAUGCAUUCAACCAUUGCACUGUUGGAAGGCAUUUUUUUAUUUUUAUUUUAUUUUUAUUUUUUUGUCUUUAUGUACUGAUAAAAAUAGAGUGUAAAAUAUUUUAAUCAUUGCUCUUCAUAGCAAGUUUUUUUUCCUCUUUCUGUCUCUCUCUGUUUCUCUCUCUCUUUCUCUCCCCCUACUUUUAUGUAAUACAGUGUAAGGGUCAGUUUGCAGCCUAUUCCUUGAUCCAUUUUCAGUGUUUUACCUCACUGUUAGAAAGCCCACUCUUUCUGCAUUAUUGAUUAUAAAAAAUUUAGCAAAAAAUAGCAAAGAUGAGGAGGGAAAUUAUGAUAAGCAAACACAAACUAAACCUUGCUCCCUUUUACUGUACCUUUCUGUGUGUAAGUUUGGUACAUACUAGUAUGAUGCAAUCAACAAAUGAGCUUAAUUUCUUCCUGGCAAAUGUAUUCUGGUUUUAAGUAUACUACCUAAUAUUUCAAUUAACUUUUAGUAUUAUGCUAGUUCUAUUAUACUAAAGAAAAAUAUAUAGAGAUUGUUCAAGUGACCAUAGACAAAAAGUACAAAAAUGAAAAGUUGAUUUUUUUUUUUUUUUUAGAAAGGCCUGUUUCAAUACUGAGGCUUAUUUAAUGCAGAUUUGCAGGAAACAUGAACUGUAGAUGAUUUUGACUUCAAUUAGAAUAAAUAUACACAAAAUUCUUAUUUAAUCUUAGGAUUUUGACCAGUGUCAAAGUAGCAAUUAAAGCUCAGCCACUUGAAAAGUGUUAUGGACUGUCUGCACUAUAAAUGACCAGUGUCAGGUUUAAAUGUCAUGCAAUAAAUGAUGGUAAAUACAUUUACUGUAUUUGUAGACCUCAAGAGCCAGAUCCCUCACUCUACCAACUCUCUGUUUUGAUUUAUUUUAAAGGGAGUGCAGUAGCCUUAUUUAGUAAACACAGAACAAUUGAAGAUGUUACAUCAUUUUUGUUGCUUUACAGUAUUCAGUUUUGUGUUGAUUCAGCUAAAUUAUAAAAAAUAAAGAAAACCCUUUUAUAAGUGAGACCUUUGUUCCCUGAGCGUGACAUCACCAUCUGAAUUUCAUCAGAUGAUAAUAAAGGUGGGGGCAUGGGGAAGGAGACUUAGCCAAUGGAACUGGAAAUUGAGGACAGCAGUGGUGUUUUGAAAUUGAGAUUAUCCUAUUCCCCUGUCAGGUUUUGGGUGCGUUCAGUUUGGUAUGUCUGAUUUUAGACUAAAGUCAUUAAUUCUCUGGAAACCAGAUCCCACUAAAGGAAUUAGUAGACGUGUAAAUCUUUGUGUCAUAAUACACAACCACUUUUGAAUAUGCAAGCUUAUGUCUUUGUUUCCUCUGUACUUCAAA